CCUUGGCUACGCAUCCUCCCGGCCGCUCUGACAGGUCGGAGUUUCCGCUGCAGACAGAUGUAGCGACCAGACAUGGAAGGAGAAGAAGAGGCUGCGGCGGGGGGCGAGCGCGGCCUGAGCCUGGCGGUGUGGACGGCCUGCGCGGUCGCCAUCCCCGUGCUCAUCACCCUGUGGUGCAGUGUGCGCCGCUCCCGGCGGAGGAGCCUGGCCUCGGACGGGAAGCACUGCUGGCAGGACAUGGACUUAUUCGGGAGACCCACGUACUGCUCCGUGUGCGAGCAGCACAUCCUGCGCGGGGCCUACUGCCUGUGCUGCGGCCUGUGUGCGGACGAGCCGUGCGUGGGGAGAGCCAGCAAGCGCUUCCGGUGCAAGGACGUGAUGGGGACCGGCGGCGGCCAGGGCCACCACUGGGUCCGGGGCAACGUGCCCCUCUGCAGCCAGUGCGUGGUGUGCGGGCAGCAGUGCGGGAGCCAGCCCAAGCUGUGUGACUACAGAUGCAUCUGGUGUCAGCGGACCGUGCACGACGACUGCGUGGAAGGCGAUGUGAAGACGGAGAACUGUGAUCUGGGAGAAUUCAGAAAUCUCAUCAUUCCUUCAAAUUAUCUGUGGGCCAUAAAACAGCUGAAACGGAGCAAAAGUGUCGAUUACAUGAAGUUAAUAUCUUCUGUGGGAAGCAACUGGACCCCUUUAAUUGUUUUGGCCAAUACACGCAGUGGAAACAAUAUGGGUGAGGUUCUAGUGAGUGAGUUUAAAGGUCUUCUGAAUCCUUUACAGGUCUUUGACUUGAGCAAAACCUCUCCAUACAAAGCUCUUCAGCUGUGCACUCUCCUCCCUCCGAAUUCUGUUAAGGUGCUCGUGUGCGGGGGGGAUGGCACCGUCGGAUGGGUCCUUGAUGCGGUCGAUGAAAUGAAAAUUAAGGGCCAAGAAAAUGUCAUUCCACAAGUAGCGGUGCUACCCCUUGGAACGGGCAAUGACCUAGCUAAUACAUUAGGAUGGGGCGCAGGCUAUGCCGGGGAUGUUCCAGUGGAGCAAAUACUUCGAAAUGUAAUGGAAGCGGACAGCGUCAAGCUCGACAGGUGGAAAGUGCAGGUUACUAACAAGGGCUACAGUCUGAGGAAGCCAAAGGUUUUGUCAAUGAAUAAUUACUUUUCCAUAGGUCCUGAUGCCUUGAUGGCAUUAAACUUCCAUACACACCGGGAGAAGACUCCUUCGCUGUUUUCAAGCAGGCUUGUUAAUAAAGCAGUAUAUUUCUUUUAUGGAACCAAGGACUGCUUGAUCCAGGAAUGUAAAGAUCUCGACAAGAAAGUUGAGCUUGAAUUGGAUGGGGAGAAGAUAUCUUUGCCGAAUCUUGAAGGAAUUGUGGUUUUGAACAUUGGUUACUGGGGUGGUGGCUGCCGUCUGUGGGAAGGAAUGGGGGAUGAGCCAUACCCGUUAUCUAGGCAUGAUGAUGGGCUGUUGGAGGUAGUAGGAGUUUAUGGAUCUUUUCACUGUGCUCAGAUUCAGGUUAAGUUGGCAAAUCCGGUCCGUCUUGGCCAAGCUCACACUGUAAGGCUGAUAUUGAAGAGUUCAAGAAUGCCAAUGCAAGUGGAUGGCGAGCCAUGGGCCCAAGGGCCAUGUACAGUCACCAUCACCCACAAGACCCAUGCACCUAUGUUGUACCACGUAGGAGAGCAAACUGAUGAUGACGAAGAUCCUUCCAGUGACUCAGAUCAAGAACCACAAGAUGCUGUGAAUCAUGGUUUGGAAAUGUAGGCUUGCACAGAUCGGUGGAUCCACAUACAAACCGUCCUUGCAAGGAGCAACCUCUUUAUUUAUUCACUUUUAUUAAUUUAUUUUUUUAUCUGUUACAUUUUGCUAUGCGUCUUUAUGACCUUCUUUUAACUAGUUUACCUCUGUCACGACUGAAUGUCAUGUAAUACGUUUGCACCUGCUGUUUAACUGUGGUGUUGUCAUAGUCUUAGAAAACGUCUGCUGUGUGAAGGUUCACCGUCAUUCCAGGGACAUUUCUACAGGUGUGAGACAGCACUGUAGUGGAAAGGUAAAUGAUAUAUUAGCAGAUCACUGUGUAGCAGAGCACUGGUUUUUAGACUUUGUGGUUACAUGGGCAUAUUUUGCCGGAGGAUUUCGAGUCCUUCAGGUUCGCUUUUAAGAUCUUUUUAUCUUACUAAUAUUGUUUACUGUAUCUUUAGAUUAUAUAAGACUUUUUCAUAUUUUGUUACGUCUUAAAGGGGUUCUCCGGGCUUUUAAUAUUGAUGACCUAUCCUCAGUAUAGGUAAUCCAUAUCAG
Molecule: messenger RNA, 2286 nt
Organism: Bufo bufo (common toad)
Lineage: Eukaryota; Metazoa; Chordata; Amphibia; Anura; Bufonidae
Gene: DGKE
Product: diacylglycerol kinase epsilon
Exons: 11
Coding region: 73-1752 (559 amino acids)
Molecular function (GO): ATP-dependent diacylglycerol kinase activity
Source: RefSeq, a predicted model, not a curated record